UAUAUGUUUUUAACAAUUAAGCAAAGAACAAGAAAGUUCUGAAUACAUCUUGUUUUGUUUCCAGAAAAAUAUUACAGUUUGGCUUUUUACGGCGUAUGUAUUUGCAUUGAUGAUAGCUGAAAUAAACACCAAAGAAGGUCGUGAGAAAGAUUCUAUGGAUGGAGAAGAUAAACAGUAUUUUUCAAUCACCACAAUGGAAAAUAUUCCGAUAAAGAAUUUUCAUCGACUAAAACGUGAGAGCCUUGUAUUUGAAGAGGAUGACUUUGAUCCUAAUGGAGGAUAUGGGUCAUGGUCGAAAUGGAGUCCUUGCAGUAAAAGCUGUGGAAAAGGACAACGGACACGCAGACGAACUUGUCAUGAUGUCACAAGGUGUCAUGCUGGGAAUGUGGAGUUACAGAAUUGCCAUUUCAGGAAAUGCAGAUCUUGAUUAU
This is a messenger RNA of Saccostrea cuccullata (small rock oyster), 431 nucleotides long. Its product is annotated as thrombospondin-1-like. Lineage: Eukaryota; Metazoa; Mollusca; Bivalvia; Ostreida; Ostreidae. The coding region runs from base 110 to 427 and encodes 105 amino acids. The record is from RefSeq and is a predicted model, not a curated record. The transcript has 3 exons.